Molecule: messenger RNA, 1640 nt
Organism: Pundamilia nyererei
Lineage: Eukaryota; Metazoa; Chordata; Actinopteri; Cichliformes; Cichlidae
Product: NACHT, LRR and PYD domains-containing protein 10-like
Exons: 3
Coding region: 116-535 (139 amino acids)
Source: RefSeq, a predicted model, not a curated record
GGUUUCGCAGAACUUUCCCGGUAGAGGGUUUGAAACCGAAAGCACUCGUUUGCGCCAUUUUCUUUACAUCCUUUGCUUGGUGCUAUAUCGGCGGGUCAGUGACGAGUGAGCAGACAUGCUGGUCCCAGAGCUGCUCUUAGAAAAACUGCAAGACCUGACUAAUGAUGAGUAUAAACAUUUUAAGUGGUACCUCGCCAUGAAGAUCGUGGACAGCUGCAAACCAAUUCCAAAGGGCAAACUCGAGGGCCAAGACCGUAUGGACACUGUGAGUUGUAUGAUAGACAGCUACGGUGAAGCGAGGGCUGUGAAAGUCUCUGUCGCGAUCCUGAGGAAAAUGAAUGUCAACAACAUCGCAGACGACUUAGAGGGCAAGUUUGAAGCUGUAGAGGGCAGAGCAGCUGCAUCCUCUGGAUCCUCUACUUUAAAUCCUACCGCUGGAGCCACGAUGUUGGCUCAGCAGAGAGGAGUGGUUAUUGCCCCCACGGUCACCGGUGGCAGCACCGCACCUAUGAAUAUAAACUUCUACCAAAAAUAAUCUCAAUGGAGAUUAAAGCGGAGGGCACAAUAUAGUUUGUAAUUAUUUCUUUCCUUUACAUGAAAUGAAAUUAAUGUUAACUGGUGAUUCUGAAUAAGGCCGAGUUAUGAGCUGUGUCAGCCCUGUGAUAGAUGGGGAUCUUCUCACGCAGUCCAUCUGCUGGAUGUUUUCAUGUAGCUUACACGGUGUAAUCACAUGUUCAACACAGAAAUGCAUAUCUAAGGUCUUCUAAUGAUGCCAGUAAUUGUUACAGCUACAUAUGAUGCCAUGUAAAGAAUAUACUCCAGAACCACGAAUGUACUCUGUUUACAAUUUGCAGUCAUUAAAGUCUGAUUUUAAAAAAGUAAAUCCCGGGAGGGAGUAACAAAGAGAGACACUUACACGUACGGGCAUAUUCAUGUUUUUUUUUGCUACCAACAGGCUACUUUUACAGCAGACAUAUUGCUUGACAUAAUUGUUCAGGCAACAGUAACAACUAAUUACUGAUGGUAAUACAGUCGACCCCCGUCAGGUAUUCGUGAACACUCUUACAGUUGUAGAAGUGUUCACGCGUAGCUGUAAGCCAAAUAUUUUAAGGGCAAUAUUGUAAGAUGACUUUGAAAUCAUAUAAAGUGUUUUAGCUUAAGAUAUAUUUGGUGUUUGAACUUUUAAAAUAGGCAGUUAUAAGCGUUUUUAGAGGGGUUCUCAAGUAUUCGCGGCAGUUGUGGUCCCAAAUCACCACGACUACCGGGAGUCGACUGUAUAACAAACACACAGGGUCAUUUAGGGUUCUUUAUCCUCCUUUAUCAUGAAACAGCAUGAGUUAUAUCCCCGAACCCUGAAAAUAAAGCCUGAAUGGUAUUGAGCCACUAUUCAUUUUAAUCUUUAUUCCUGUGAUUUAUCUGUUGUAACACGUACAAAUGUCCACCUGUGCUUUGCUGUUUCAACAAACUCUGAAAUGUUCAGAUUAAAUCAGGCCUGUUAAGCUGUGUAUGUAAACGUGUCAGGAGUUGCUCGUACUUUCAUCUGAGGUCAGCAGGUGAAGCUGUGUUUUUGAUGUUUCUGUGUCAUCCACUUCUUGAUAUUGUACUCAUAAACAUACAUAGUGGUUACAUCUUCCAACAAA